Messenger RNA from Penaeus vannamei (Pacific white shrimp), 825 nucleotides. The record is from RefSeq and is a predicted model, not a curated record. NCBI's taxonomy places the organism in Eukaryota, Metazoa, Arthropoda, Malacostraca, Decapoda, Penaeidae.
AUGACAAAGCAUAGGCUCGUACUUGAAGCGGCAGCCACUGAGUGCGUGGUUUUGUUACAGGGGCUGAUUGGCAGCGUAGUGGGGCCUGAGGAGCCUAGGGAGUACCUCACAUGCCCAGUGUGUGGUCGCUGCAUCACGGGCAAGAACUGUCGACAGAAUCUACGCCACCACCUCCUCAUUCACACUGGAGAGAAACCGUACACUUGCCCGCACUGCCCACACAGAGCCAAUUAUAAGCCCAAUCUCCUCAAACACAUUCGGUCUGUUCAUGGGUCUUCACAGGGGCAGGCUCUCUCCUCAGGGUCGUUUGCAGGCUUGUCCAAUGCUCCUGCUGCACCUACUUUCCUUCCCACAUCAAGUGGUUGUGAGGAGAACGUUGUGGUGUGCAGCGAGUGCGGCAAGGUGUUCUCUGGUCGUUCUAGGAAGACUAAUUUGAAACAGCACAUCCUGACUCAUACAGGCGAACGACCCUAUCUUUGCCCGCACUGCCCACACAGGACUAACCACAAGCCGAACCUUGUCAAGCACAUUCGAGCAGUGCAUAGAGCUCCUGCAUUCUCUUCCAUGCCAGCUAAAGGUUGCGGGGACAAUGUUCUACAGUGCAACGUGUGUGGCAAGUUGUUUAUGGGCCGAUCAAGAAAGAAUAACCUGAAGCAGCACUUACUGACUCACACUGGGGAGAGACCACAUCUGUGCCCACACUGUCCUUACCGCAGCAGCCAUCGCCCCACUCUGAGAAGGCACAUCCUCACAGUCCAUGCUAACCUGGUUCACCAACAUGCACAAGCACAGUUCAAUCCUACCUCUUAUUCCUUCACGAGAUGA